AAAAUAAAUAAAUAAAAAUUUUAAAAAAAUGUAAAAACAAAUAAACAUAAAAAUUUAAUAUCAACCAAUAACGUAAAUUAAUUGUCAACUUUAUUAAGGCCCAGAUAAUUUUGUGUUCAUACGAGCAUUAUUUUUUUAUAACACGGCGAAUCUCUUGCUGUUAACUCGCUGAAUAUUUAGAAAGAAGAAGAAGAAGUUGAAAUAUUCAGAGGAAAAAUAUAUAUAAAACAAUACUUUAAUACCAAGUAUCCAUGAUAUUCAAAUCUUUUGAAAAAUAUGGAAGAUUAUGUGCGCACUGUAGUUGUGUAACUCGAUCACGACGUUUCAGUGCUACACUCGCCAGUCCCGCUAACGUCUCCACAAAUCUGGAAUGGCAAAAUGGGCCGGAAAAUAUUUCUUAUGUAGAACAGCGCAUCAUUAAGCAGGCUGACUAUUUUGAAGUGCACAAUUUGUUUAGUGUACGCGAUUUAUUUAAUGCUCGGGUUCAUUAUGGCCAUAAAGAAGGUUCGUUAGACGAUCGUAUGCGGCCAUUUAUUUACGGCAGUCGUUUGGGUCAUUUGAUUUUUGAUCUCGAUAAGACCGCCUCCCAUUUACGAGAUGCCUUAAACGUAACGGCACAUAUUGCUUUUCGUGAUGGCAUUAUAUGUUUCUUCAAUCGAAAUGUUUUGAACGCCCAUAUAGUAGAAAAAAAAGCGAUGGAAGCCGGCGAAUUUUCUUACACCAAAUUUUGGCGCGGAGGUAUCUUCACCAAUUCCAACGUACAGUUCGGUGCUGUAACAAGACUGCCGGACCUCUGUAUCUUUCUAAAUACUCAGAAUAAUAUUUUAGCUCAACAUACGGCAGUGCGUGACUCCGCAAAAAUGGCUAUUCCUACGAUCGGCAUUGUAGAUAGUAACUGCAAUCCUAACCUUAUCACUUACCCCGUGCCAGGCAACGAUGACACUCCGUGUGCGAUAGAGUUGUAUUGUAACUUAUUCAAAGCAGCCAUAUUACGAGGAAAACAAAAAAGGCGUGAAUUUUUGGAACCGUUAAAUGAAAAAAUUAAAUAAUGACUUUGCAACUAUUACUGUUACAUUAUAUGUAAUUUUCUCUUUCGCUAUAUUUAGUAAUAAAGUGCACCGCCGUA
Glossina fuscipes is the source of this 1126-nucleotide messenger RNA. RefSeq names its product 28S ribosomal protein S2, mitochondrial (gene mRpS2). The record is from RefSeq and is a predicted model, not a curated record. Gene Ontology annotation, molecular function: structural constituent of ribosome. Gene Ontology annotation, biological process: translation. The transcript is spliced from 2 exons. The coding region runs from base 252 to 1049 and encodes 265 amino acids. Gene Ontology annotation, cellular component: mitochondrial small ribosomal subunit; ribosome. NCBI's taxonomy places the organism in Eukaryota, Metazoa, Arthropoda, Insecta, Diptera, Glossinidae.